AUGGCUGUCGACUCGCAAGCCAUCCGCCUGGCGUUCCUUCUCGAGCCAAGCCACAGCGUCAGCAGUUCGGAUGGUUUUGAUUAUCUUGGAACCCGACGGUUUCUCCUGAAGACCAAAGCUCAAGACGCGACCCUCCAGCGACACCACUGGCAGCACGUAUCAGGGGUGGGCUACGCCGAUUUCCGCGCCUUCCUGCGCGCUCAGCGGGACACGUGGCGGCAGGAGCGCGAGGCAAGCAGGGAGGAGGAGAGGCGCGCAGCACCCGCAGCGCCCUAUGCUGACGUGGCACCUUCAGAAGCUACAGCAGGGCGGAAGGCUCAAGGGAAGGUCGAUAUGGGGGAGGUCAGCAUGGGGGAAGAGGUUGAUACGGGGAAGGCUGGUUCCGAGGAGGUUGUGGGGGGGUUGGGAACGGUUCAGAUGGACGGGAUGACAGUGGCUGAUGUCCGCGGGGAAGAAGCAGGGUCGGAAGAAGACGGGUCAGAAGAACGUCUAACGAAGUCUGCAACUGCUGCUGUAGCAGCAGCGCUUGGAAAGUCAGAGCCUGCGCCAGCCACUCAACCAGUAACAACCGCGCAUGCUGCUGCUGCGUCUUCUAAGGCUGCUGCUCCCACCUCUGAUGGGGCUGAGGAGCACAGAGAAAGCGGAAUACAGGAGGAGGUGGCGAUACGGGUAAGCGCAGCCAGUGGCGCAGGUGCUGGUGUCUCUUCUGGCAUGGACGCGGAGAGAGGAGAUGAGGGAGGUGGGAGUGAAGGUGCAGCAUUAUCAUCUGUAGCAGCAGCGGAGGAGGAAGAAGCGGAGGGAGCAGGAGCAAAGAAAAGAGACGGAGGAGCAGGGGCGGCACCAUCAGCAGCGUCGUCGUCAGCUGUAUCAGCAGAAGCAGCGGCAGUAGAUCAAGACAACAAGUCCAGGAAGUCGUCAACGGCAGUGGCAGCAUCGGACAAUAAGCAGCAGCAGGACGGCAAGCAGCAGGAUAACCAGCACAAGGACAGAAAGCAGGACGAGAGCAAGCAGCCGCCGUCCCCUCCGUCCCUCCCUGCUGGCUUCACCUCCUCCAUCUGCAGCGUUCCCCCAGAGGCUUCUCGCAAUGUUCUUCCGCCUCCGCCUCCUCGCACUGGCCCUGCCAAGACAGCAGCGGCAUCAGGCGAAGCGGAGGGGAAGAAGGGAGCGAGGAGAGGGAGCGACGGGGCAGGGAGCGAGGGGGUGAACAAGGUGCAGUUCGCCCGGCACCACCCCGACCUGCUCGCCUACGGGGCAACGGAUGGCACGCUGCGGCUGUGCUAUGUGCCGUGCAGCCGGGGGGGCAGUAAGGCAGGCGGCGCAGGGGGGAAGAGGGGUGGUAUGGGUGUGGCGCGAGUGAAGCACGAGCUCAAGGGGCACACCAAGGAGGUCACCGAUUUUGAUUGGUCCACGGAUGACGACUACCUGUGCUCGUCAUCCGCAGACAAGAGUGUGCGCGUGUGGGACGUGGGGUCGGGGCAGUGCCUUCGCAUCAUCUACACACUCAUUCCGCAGACCUGCAUCAUCUUCCACCCGCAAAACAACAACUUCCUAGUCGUAGCAAACAGCAAGAAGGAACUGACAGUGAUGAAUUUCAGCACGGGGCGAGUGGUGAGCCGCGUGGCCAUGGACAGCAACGUCACUGCCCUUGUCGCCGACCGAACCACCUCAGCUACACCAGCAGGUUCUGCCUCCACCAGCGAUGGAGGAGGAGGAGUAGGAGGAGUAGGAGGAGUACGAGGAGGAGCAACGAGCAAGGCUGGAUCAGCUGCUGCAGCGGCGGCGGCGGCGGCGGGGGUGGGGAGUGGUGGGUUCGGAGGGGGAGCAGGGGAGGCGGACAGGGUGGUGUUUGUGGGCGACAGUGAGGGCGCCAUUCACAGCUUCACCGUGGACAAGCAGUCGGGCGCUCUCCAGCGCCGCCACAAGACCGUUGCCGGGGUCGUGCACCCGGCACCAGUGGCUUCGCUUCAUUUCAGCCCCACGUCUGUGCUGGCGAAUGGACCCGUGCUGCUGGCAUGCAGCAAGGAUGGCUGUGUGCGCUUCUACACCACCGCUCUGGAGCUGAACGGCUACCUCUUCCUCAAGAUCUCGCUGCAGCUCUCCUCUCGAGCCACCAACAUGAAUGCUGCCUUCUGCCCCCCACUUGGUCCCUCCGGGUCGGGGGAAUAUAUCGGUGAGUCUGGAGGGCAUCCUAUAGUGUUUUCCUAUAGUGUUUUCCUCGGGGUCGGGGAAUAUAUCGGUGAGUCUCGCAUGUUGUCUGUCCACCCCCUUCCCUCACUUCAACAUAUUCCUCCAGUAGUGGACCUUCCUGCUGCUCAUCGCGUCGUUCUCUUCACACAGUUCCCACUACUCCGUUCCCAUUCUACUCUUCCCAUCCUGCCCCCACUGUCGCUGCUCUCAUGUCACUGUCCCCAUGCCGCUCUUCCCAUGCAUGCAGUGACGGGCAACGCGGACCACAACGUGCACUUUUAUGACUUCAUGAAGCCUCCACUGCUUGUUAUGCUGACAACUGGAUUCAUCUUCCCUCUUUCCCCAUCCCGCUGUCCCCGUGCUGCCCCCGUGCCACUGUCCCCAUGCCGCUCUUCCUGUGCAUGCAGUGACGGGCAAUGCGGACCAUCACGUGUACUUCUACGACUUCAUGAAGCCGCGCAGUCCGCUCGUGGCCCGCGUGCCGGUGAGUUUGACGGCGACUUUUGA
Closterium sp. Yama58-4 is the source of this 2694-nucleotide messenger RNA. The record is from the annotation of a GenBank genome assembly. NCBI's taxonomy places the organism in Eukaryota, Viridiplantae, Streptophyta, Zygnematophyceae, Desmidiales, Closteriaceae.